Manihot esculenta (cassava) is the source of this 898-nucleotide messenger RNA. Its product is annotated as mitochondrial import inner membrane translocase subunit TIM23-2. The record is from RefSeq and is a predicted model, not a curated record. Gene Ontology annotation, molecular function: transmembrane protein transporter activity. NCBI's taxonomy places the organism in Eukaryota, Viridiplantae, Streptophyta, Magnoliopsida, Malpighiales, Euphorbiaceae. Bases 115 to 681 code for a protein of 188 amino acids. Gene Ontology annotation, biological process: protein import into mitochondrial matrix. The transcript has a single exon. Gene Ontology annotation, cellular component: mitochondrial inner membrane; TIM23 mitochondrial import inner membrane translocase complex.
CACAGGCAAAGCUUGGCGCAAUAAGCUUUCCAUUGUCAAAACCUCAGACAAAGCUCAAAGCUUUCUGCAACUGCAACCGAAUCCCACUUGCCUCUGAACCUAGCCCCAUCCUUAAUGGCUCGCUCUGGCCCAGAUCACGAGCUCAACCACACAGAAUCCUCACAGACCCGCCUCUACAACCCCUACCAAGACUUGAACGUUCCAAUCCAGACCCUCUACCAGCUUCCAACCUCUCCGGAGUUCCUAUUCACGGAAGAAUCUCUCCGUCAGCGCCGCUCCUGGGGCGAAAACCUCACCUUUUACACCGGUUCUGCCUAUAUCUCCGCCUCUAUCGGUGGCGGUUCCAUCGGGUUUUUCUCUGCCCUCAAAUCCUUCGAACCCACUGAUACUUUGAAGCUGAAGGUGAAUAGGAUUCUGAACUCGUCGGGCCACUCCGGGCGAGUCUGGGGAAAUCGGAUCGGAGUGGUGGGUUUGAUAUAUGCCAUGACGGAGAGUGGAAUCGUGGCGAUAACGGAUAGGGACGAUGUUUGGACCAGCAUGGCUGCGGGGCUUGGAACAGGGGCUGUGUGCAGAGCGGCGAGAGGAGUGAGGUCGGCUGCGGUAGCUGGUGCAUUGGGAGGGGUGGUGGCUGGGGCUGCGGUGGCGGGGAAGCAGACAUUGAAGAGGUAUGCAAUGAUAUAAAGUACAGAGAGACAGCUUGCAAAUUGAGUUUAGGACAUCAGUUCUUAUUUGUUUUUACGUUUACAAGUUCUCUCUGUUCAAUUGUUUAUAGUGAAUUUGUUAGCCAUAUAAUGGUAAAGUUGAUUGCAAAAUUCAUGAAGGUUAUAAGAACGUUGUAAUCUGAAACUACUGAAGUUCAUGUCAUGUAAAUGGAAAUACCUUAUUGUCUUGGUGAAAA